Prunus armeniaca (apricot) is the source of this 375-nucleotide messenger RNA. The record is from the annotation of a GenBank genome assembly. NCBI's taxonomy places the organism in Eukaryota, Viridiplantae, Streptophyta, Magnoliopsida, Rosales, Rosaceae.
AUGAUCUUGCAAAAGUGCAAGGAACACAACAAUCCAGAAAUCAUUUACAGAGAAGUUGAUGAGGUUGUCAACAACUUCCGGGGGCCGGCUAAGGCAGGGCAUAUGGAAUCCUCCUACACUGUUGGCUUGCUAGUGCUGGUGACUCCUACGGAGGGACAAUAUGAUGCAAUGGAAUUCAUUAACUGUGAGGGUAAUCGGGAGUGGUAUUUCUCAUGGGACUUGGCGGGUGACUACUCUGACACGGUUGCCGACGUUUGUGGUUUUAAGUCAUGUUUAUGGUUUGAAGGAAUUGCUGGUUCCGAUUCCCGAAGCAGUCAUUCAUUGAAGAUGACAGACACCCAAAUGCCAGGGAGCUUGCGUGUUGUCAAAGCAUGA